Messenger RNA from Anopheles gambiae (African malaria mosquito), 6382 nucleotides. RefSeq names its product protein tamozhennic (gene tamo). The transcript has 7 exons. Bases 1349 to 4537 code for a protein of 1062 amino acids. The record is from RefSeq and is a predicted model, not a curated record. Gene Ontology annotation, cellular component: cytoplasm. Lineage: Eukaryota; Metazoa; Arthropoda; Insecta; Diptera; Culicidae.
UGCCUUUCCCCUUUCACACUGCUUCGGAGGAAAAACGUAAAUAAAAAGAAAAAAUUACACAAAUAUUGGAUCGUGCAGAAGUUUGCAAUCUCUUGGCUUCUAUCGCACAUUUACGGAAGCCCAUCACGAUAAAUCCUUCGGGCACGGAAACGAUGUGAUGGAAUGUGUGCUUUUGUGCGUGCGGAAUAAUCGGUGGCGCCUCGAAUUGCAGUGAAGUGCGAAGAAAUCGGUGCAGGAUUACAUCUGUCACAAAUUCCUUUGGUUUUGUCGUGCGGAAGCUUGGAAUUGGCUGUAGAUUGUGCAUCGCGCAAACCUGCUGUAGUUUUUCCGUAUAAUUUACUGCUUAAAAGCAAUCCCUGUCCCAGGCCCGAAUCUAGGACAAGGUUAGUGUUUUGAUUUGGUGGAGGGGAAGAGGAAAAGUAAUCGGUGCAUCAUCAGUCACGGAAGUGGUGUAGCUGUGCGGAAGUGCGUGUUAGUAAUAGGAUGCUCAGUAGCGCAGCAGGAAAGCAGUAGCAACCUACGGAAUACGACAAUAGGUGUUGGAAAAGCGAUCUUACGAGCAGCUCUACUGCUUCCGAGAUUAAUCAUCGACAUGAUUGGUGAUGGUAAAUGAUGAGCGAUAAGCCAAAGCAAUAACAACAACAAAACACCUGACACAUCAUCGACUGGUGGACGAGACACGGAUUGUGUGUGCGUGUGUGUGUUUUUCUCUCCUCCUUCUGGUGUCGCCGACGGACGGACGGAGCUGGCUAUGCAGAUCUUUUAAUAGAAUUUGUGUGUGUUUCUUUUUAUUGCUAGUCGUCAUGUGCGCUACUGGCUCGAGCGGACGAGUCCCACUAUAAUUAUACGCGAGGUGUGUGCACUAUGUGUGUGCAGCGAUGAGCCAAAGUGUACCCGUGCCUGGUGGUGGUAUGUGCUGGUUAUGCAGGAAUUUGCUGGAUUCCUUCCAAAACCUCUUCUAGUGUUUGUGCGCGGCUAUGCCUGUGUCUGUGCGGUGAAGUGCAAGGUAUUGAACGCGCAAAAAGGACACACGCAAAGCAUCCGAAACCAAAUGUGCAUAGAAAGGGCAGCGGUGUAAACGUUCGAGGGGGCACAGGUGGUGAACGGGGGACCCGAUGAUAGGGCGGUGAGCGGCGCGGGGUCAAGUGCAAACGUGAACGGUUCCAUCAGUUUGCUUCCGGUUCCGUCGUGCAAUCGGGUCAACGGCACGCACCGAGAGGCACGAAGGGCAGGCGCGGGGCCGAGUCGUUCCGAGUGAAGGAAAAAUCAAUUGCCAAUAAUCGUACUGGCCGACCGAUUGGAGUUCACUCAUUGGUGUACGAACACAGCUCCGAACCGACCCACCACAAUGGCCUAUGGAGCGAGCGAAACGCACGACGCGCUGUGGAAGCAAAUAUUGGAGCAUCACUGGAAGUAUGUCGAGUCGGAGGAAUCGAUGCUGAAGAUCGAACUGCGGCGCGACCUAGAAGAUUUGAUCGAGAAACGAUUGGGGAAGGUGCCACCAAAUGAGAAAUUUUAUCUCGACGAUACAAGAUAUGCGUUCGACAGUUCGGUUGCACAUUUGGACGAUUUUUCGGCCUACAAAGCAUCGAUCGGAUUUGAGGCAAUCAGCCAAUAUGCCAACAAUCUGUUCGUGAAACCAUGGCGAAAGGAAUAUAAAGUGAUAAAGAUGUAUUCCGGCUUUUACCAGCACGAAAUUGCCGCCAAUCUGGUGAACGCGGAAAAACUAUUUCAAGCCAUGGGCUAUCAGCUGAUGCCGAACAAGACACUCAUCUUGGACGGUCCAAUCUGUCCCGAUCAAGUGAUGAACGUUGCGCGGGACGCUAUUACAGCGUACGUGGAAUGCCAGAUGAUGAAACGAAUUUACAGUGAACUUACUCCGCUACGACUGUCGAUAGAUUGGAUUGACAUUUACAACUUCAGAAGCUAUCAUGCUGCUGACGUAAUGCAAACGGUGAAGCAAAUGGCGCUGUCGAUACAGGAAAAGCAUCACAAAAAACAACAAGCAAAGCUAAGAGACACGUACGGCAAUAAUAGUGCGUCCGCUUUAGCGCCUGCUAGUAGCUGCAAUUCAUGCAACCCGUAUCAGUUCCAUGUGCAAAGCCAACAACCUCCCCCUGUUCCACCACCGGCCGCAGCAGCAGCCGCCGCCGCCGCCGCCACCGCAUAUUGCGGUGCGAAUGGUGGUGGGAACGGUGGCGUUGUUGGUAGUAGUCAGCUGUACAAUAGCGCUGUUGCUGGUGCACCCUGUAGUAUUCAUAGCCAACAGCAUCAUCAACAACAGCAGCAACCACCGCCGGUACCGCCACCACCACCACCAUCACAGCAGCAAAUGCCAGCAAACGCGUACGGCGGUGCAUAUCAUCCCCAUCAUCUCCCUUCUUCGCAUCAUCAUCAUCAUCAUCAUCAUCAUCAACAACAACAACAUAGUAGUUACCAGAAUUUUCAAACGACGACAACUACAUCUGCGUCGCAGCAGCAGCAGCAGCAGCAAGUUUGCGCACCAGCGCUGGGAACGAUGCCCCAUUCGAAAUCGCUCGAUCACUAUCAGGACGCGAACAGUGCGGCUGCAGCUGCUGCUGCUGCUGCCUCGGCCGCCAACAUGUACGGCAUGAGUGCGUACAUGCAGCGACACUCCAUUGAUCAACCGUACCACUACACGCUCGCAACGCCGUACGGAGGCUCGCAAGGUGCCGGUUCGUCGGCGGCCGGCAUGCAGCCAGCGUACGAGGGCGGGCCGCUCGAUGGACUGCUAUCGUGUGGUGUGGCCGGCGGAGUAGCGAACGGUCCCAGUGCCGGUGCUGUAACUAGUUGCAACAGUAACAAUCAUCCCUAUAACAAUGUUCCAGGCAGCGGACGCUACCCACCGUUGCAGUACGCUGGCACCACCAACUUCCCGAUGGGGAUACCCGGGCCCGGGCCGAUGUUUAUGAAUGGCGGGGGCCAGCUGAAACAUCACCAGAACGGAUUGGUGGACGGUUGCGGCUCGUACCGGCAUCCGGCAAUGAAUCUGGCCUAUCCCGGCUACCGUGGACCGAAUGGCAUGAUGGCCGCACCGCCUUCCUACUGUCAGCCGGUCGAUUCGUCGAUCUACGGUGGCGCACCGAUGUCGUCGGUGGCGGCUACGCAAACCGCCGCCUACGGCACGCCAUUGGUGCCCGCCCAGCCGGCAGCAUCUAUUUUGAGUGGCAAGAAAAAAGGGUACGACGAUUACGACAUGAUGUCUAGCAUGCGCCGGGGCACCGAUACGCUACGCUCCGGCAGCGGAUGUGCCAAAAAGCUGGACCGGUACCACAAAAAUGCCGAACUGCUGAUUGACUACGAGAGUGACAUGCUGCCGGAAGCGCUGGCCGAGCGAAACCAGAAGGAGCAGCAGCAGCAGCAGCAGCAGCCACACCACCACCAUCAUCACUAUUUGCACCAUCAGACGUCGCGCAACUCCCGGCAGUCGGAUUUCGAUAGCUACGAGGACGAGCAGUUGCAGCGGGAGCAGGAACAGAGCAGUAACGUUAGCAGGCGCAUCUCCAGCAAAAAUCAGGACGGUAUCGGGUGUUACGAAACGUGGAACUACGUCUACCAAAACUUGGAAAAGCAGGGCUACUCGAAGGAUUUGGGCGAGCGGGGUGACUUUCUGACGGACGAACUGGACGCCGAUGAUAAUCAUCUGAUCGGUACGGCGGCGGAGGAGGACGACCUCCGACGAAGGCGUCGUAAUGACCUGAUGACGGACGACCAUCAUGACCAUCAUCAUCAUCAUCAUUCGGGCAGAAGAGAGUCCGGCAACGCUUCCUCCAGCGCGACACUACGCCGCAACCACAACGAAAAGCUGAAAGCGAUGAAACCGAAAGCGGCCGACAAGGUCGACGGCAUAGUUCGGCAGGCUUCGGCAGGGCUUUCCUCCACGAAGCAACCGAUGGCCGAGGGGCGACGGCACGAGCGCCACCCUUCCACCGGUUCGGGGGUAACCGCCACCACCAUGCUGGUACAGAAGGCGGCGAAAAUGUCGCUCUCAAACAACGCGACGAACGACGAUCUGCUGCUGGGAAGUUUCGAGCAGAAUGGUGCGAGCAAGGGUGAGCCGCCCGCCGCCGGCAGCAGUCGGAGAAAUUCGGUGACGAAGAAACAAAUCACACCCCAGGGCUCGGGCUCGUCCUCGUCCACCGGUCUACCGGCGAAGGAAACGAACAAAACCCAUAGCUCAACGAGCACCGGGAUACUGGUCAACAAUCACCACCACAGCCACAGCGCGAACAGCAGCGGAAGCGCUUACCCGAGCCAUAGCGGCGCGCCCGCACAGGGCAAGAAGAAAACGGCCACAUUCGAUACGGGCGCGGUCACAAUCAUAAACCCCAGCCCGACCGGCUCGGGCAGUCCGUCGGGCAGUGGAGCGCCGGCCGGUGCCGAAUGGAAUUGCAAUUUCUGUACCUACCUGAACCCGGAUGUCAAACGCAUCUGUGAUAUGUGCUCCAAGAGCCGCGACUUUCGACUCGAUGGCACGACGACCGCCAGCAAUGGCACAACGGCAACGUGCGUUUGAACGCCUGCGGGGCUGCUGAAGCGGCAAGAAGGGACUUCGGAAUGGGCCCACUAAUUGUUAGAAGUUUUGUCUUUUUUUUUUAAUCCUCUGUCCAUUUGCUGGACUUUGUUCUAUGUCUUUGUUCUUCCCCCGUUUAAUGACUAUAUUUGUUACAAAUGUCUCUAACGUUGCCAUAAACAUUUUCCACUCACAGUUCGAAUCGUCCCACAAUGCUCACUGUGGAGAUUAUUUUACAUAUUUAUGUCUCAAACUUGUUGGCAUUCGUGCAUUAGCUUUGCAGGAACCAGGAUGAGCCAGAUUCUGGUGCAUGUGCAAUUUAUGCAGUCUGUUUUGCUCCCCCCGCUCCCCCCAGGACGAAUGCAACGAAAAACCACAUCGGUGGGGACAAAUGUUGAGGUCGUUUCAAAUUUUGCGUUUCAAACUACGGACACACAUAGAACUCCUUUUGUGAAGCAGCAUGCCAGCAGAUGUAAAACAAAAGAAAAAACGGGUCGAAUGGUUUAACCAAUCAUGUGAGGGGAGGGGUGUGAUGUGACGUAGACGGAAGCUUUAAAACAAAUUCGGUAGCACGUAUUCGGCCAAUAUUACGGUGUUACGGAACGGCACAGGUUAGCAGUACGACCCAACGGCUGUGCAUUAAAAAUGCCGACCAUUUGCCGCCGAGAGCUACCUAAACUAAACUAAAACAAAACUGAGAAGAAAAAAAAGUCACAAUUUGAUGAACAAAGCUGGAUAAAUGGGAUCGACAAUCGCGCACUUUUGCAUUCAUAGUUUCGGUACGCAUGGGUUUUGGGCAUGUCACAAACGGUCGGUUUCUUCACACCACACUCACCAAACAGCACCGUUUGUUGACUGUAAGGCGGCAGAGAGGGAACUAUAACUCUAAAGCAAAAACAUAAAAAAAACAGAUCAUGAAACGAUAAUGAGAUAAACUUGGGUGGACGCAACUAGAAUUGCGCGUGCGAGCCGGAAUGAGCCCCGAUUUACUGUUGAAUUAAUUUACCCUUCUAUAAUGAAAGGACUCUAAGGAAAGGAGAGGAAAGGAACCCUGCACCCGAAAUGAAUUGGAACGUACACACAGACACACGCUCCGAAACGAUACUAGUCACGCGUUAUCGCGAAACCAAGCAUGCGUUGAGAUGAAAAUGAUGGAGUGCAGCAUGAAGUGCAGGUUGUUCUGGGUUUAGGGAUGGACGGAUCGUACGAAUAGGGAAAAGAGAGAAUGUACAUCAAAACCGAUUGUUAUACACUAUUAAACGUUUAAACUAUUUUUUUAGUUUUACAUCAAUGUUACAAGAGGCAUACACAAUAUACUGCAAAUUGGAUUGAUAUUUACUGAUUUAGGUGAAAGGCGACGUGAGCGGCAAAAUAAGAGAUAAAGAACCCCCUACCGAGCACACGAGACAGGGAUUAUCCAAUUGAAGUAAGGUACAGUACACGGGAGAAGUGAAAACUAUAUGCAAAUAGGCAUCGCUAAGCAUUCUACUAUCUACAUUUUAUAGCAAAAUUUCUAAACGAUCACAACUAAUGGGAUAUCUAAAAAAAAAAACAAACAAACAAACUAAAACUAAAGACAGACGGAGCUCGUUUGCGUGCUAGAAGACGAUGGGCGGGAUACGGAUGGUAAACCAAAACUUAAUACAACCAAAUCACUAAAAAAAACAAGAGAACUUAAUUACACGGUUUGAAGAAGUGAGGCAGAAGUGAGGGUUUUAGGGCUAGAACGACAGCCGCUGCGCGCUGAGGGCAUACGAGAGAAUGAUGCAAGGAUACUGAAACUGUUUCGCAUAUUAUAGAUUUUAAUAAAACAAAAUGAUCCAUUUCUUUGUUUGCUGUUGAGAUAUA